Messenger RNA from Toxotes jaculatrix (banded archerfish), 1308 nucleotides. RefSeq names its product cathepsin L.1 (gene ctsl.1). The record is from RefSeq and is a predicted model, not a curated record. Gene Ontology annotation, molecular function: cysteine-type endopeptidase activity. Bases 80 to 1084 code for a protein of 334 amino acids. Lineage: Eukaryota; Metazoa; Chordata; Actinopteri; Toxotidae. Gene Ontology annotation, cellular component: lysosome. The transcript has 8 exons. Gene Ontology annotation, biological process: immune response.
AGAGUUCACUCUUAACCUGUGUGGUUUCCUGCAAGUCACAAGGGAUCUCUUUGCUUUUUCCGCUUGUGUGUCAGUCAGGAUGAAGCUGCUGUUGGUUGCUGCUGCUGCUCUGGCUGUGGCCAGCUGUGCCAGUGUCUCCCUGGAAGACCUGGAGUUCCACGCCUGGAAACUCAAGUUUGGAAGGUCCUACAGCUCUCCAUCAGAGGAGGCUCACCGCAGGCAAAUCUGGCUAAGCAACCGCAAACUGGUGCUGGUACACAAUAUCAUGGCUGAUCAGGGCAUCAAGUCCUACCGCCUUGGCAUGACCUACUUUGCUGACUUGGAAAAUGAGGAGUUCAAACACCUGAUUUCCAUGGGCUGCCUGGGCUCUUUCAAUGCUUCUGUGCCUCGCCGUGGCUCUGCCUUCCUCCCGAUGCCUGAAGGCACUGAUCUGCCAAGUGCCGUAGACUGGAGGGACAAGGGAUACGUCACUGAUGUCAAGGAUCAGAAGGAGUGUGGCUCCUGCUGGGCCUUCAGUGCAACUGGCGCUCUGGAGGGCCAGAACUUCAGGAAGACAGGGAAACUGGUGUCCCUGAGUGAGCAGCAGUUAGUUGACUGCUCUGGUGACUAUGGCAACAUGGGUUGCGCAGGAGGCUUGAUGGACGAUGCCUUUCGAUACAUCCAAGCCAAUGGAGGUAUUGACACAGAGGACUCUUACCCCUAUGAGGCAGAGGAUGGACAGUGCCGUUACAACCCUGCCACUAUUGGUGCUAAAUGCACAGGCUAUGUUGACAUAAGAGAAGGUGAUGAAGAUGCCCUGAAGGAGGCUGUGGCCACCAUCGGACCUGUGUCUGUAGGCAUUGAUGCUUCUCAAGUGUCCUUCCAGCUCUACGAUUCAGGAGUGUAUGAUGAGCCAGAUUGCAGCAGCACAGAGUUGGACCAUGGUGUCCUGGCUGUGGGUUAUGGCAGUAAGAAUGGUCAAGACUUUUGGCUGGUGAAGAACAGCUGGGGUCUGCAAUGGGGAGACAAGGGAUACAUCAUGAUGUCCAGGAACAAACACAACCAGUGUGGCAUUGCAACUGCAGCCAGCUACCCCCUGGUCUGAGCAGGUCCAGGACUUUCCUCCAUGAGGAGGAGAACAGUCACACAUAAUUCACUUUAAUUUCAUUAAGAAAUGGACUUAUGGAACAAAAUGUACUGUUGUUGUUCCUUGAAAGUUAGCGGGGUCUAAUUUCUGUGCCCUGUUGCACUUUUGGUAGAAUAACUUUUUUUUAAAAUGAUGAUUGUAAAUAUAUGUAAAAACAAUAAAACAAACAUUUAUGUGUUUGU